GGGUCUGUUUCCAUGCUGUACAUCUCUAUGACUCUGAUACUAUGGUACAGGAAUUUCUAGUGGAGGAGGAUGGUCAGGUCAUCAGGACAAAGACGGAUAUUCUUCAUAGUCAUUAAGAGAAGCCAGGUGCCACAUUUAGAAGCAUAUAUCUCUGCAUUAUCUGGCCCGUAUAAAAAUCGGCAUGGAGAAAAUUACGUUAGAGAAAUGAAUUCGUGGCUGAAGGACUGGUGUGGGAGUAGUUGGUCCUGGUUCAUGGGGCAUCGGCACCAGUACAGGGCAAGGCGGGAUCUGUACCAGUGGGAUUGUCACCACCUGAACUAUGUUGGGACCAGUGUUCUUGCUGACUCCUCUUAACCAGGGAAGUGGUAAGGAUUUUAAUAAUGUGGGCAAAGGAUCAAAUUUGGGAAGGUGCAAUAAAUUAAAGAAUAGAGUCAAGGCCAAUGAGGAAAGUAAUAAUACAGCAAAGAGACCGUGAUUGAGUGAAAAUCUAAGAAACAACAAAUAAAGACUAGAAUUUACAAAGGAACUAAAAAGAUAAAAUUAAAUACACUAUUUGAAUAUACAUUGUAUUCAAAAGAUACCAUGAUCAAGUGAAAAUCUAAGAAACAACAAAUAAAGACUAGAAUUUACAAAGGAACUAAAAAGAUAAAAUUAAAUAUGCUCUUUGAAUACACAUAGUAUUCAAAACAAAACAGAUGAGCUGAAAGCCCAAACAGAAAUGAGUAAAUAUGAUCUGGUAGCCAUUACAGAGGUAUGGCUGCAAAAUGACAUGGACUGUGCCCCAAAUCUUAAAGGGUGCAUGGUAUCUAGAAAUCCAGGAAAAGGUUUGGGAAGGGGUUUAAGUUAAUGUUGGUGUUGGCACAGAGUAAGUGAUGACCCUAACCCCAGGAAGCCAAAAUGUAGAAAGAGUUUGGUUAGAAAUGAGAAAUCGUGAGAGUAGGAAGUCAUUUUUGGGUUCAGGAGGACAUCUUCAGUCCUAUCACUGAAAUGUUGUCAGGGCCCAUAGAGUUUAUGGUAUCCAUUAUUUUCAGCUGUUUCUCAACAUCACAUAGAGUGAACUGAACUGUCGAAAGACUGGCAUCUGUAAUGCUGGGGACCUCAGGCGGAGGCUGUGAUGGAUCAUGUACUCAACACAUCUGACUGAAGAUGAAAGAAAAACUUCAGCUUUGCCAUUUGCAGUGAUGUGCCGAGCUCCUUCAUCAUUGAGCAUGGGAAUAUUUGUGGGGGCCCUGCUCCAGGGGGAUUAGAGGAGAGAAUUUACAGAGGACAAGUCAAAAUGAACAUCACAUCAGCACCUGACAGAGUCACCCAAUUCAUCAGGACCUUCUGAAUGUGCAAAGAGAAAUGAUUCUCCGUUCUGCCUGAGGGGUGAGAUUUCAAACAUAUAUUUAACUGAAAAAGCUCAAAGGCACGCAUCUGAGUGAGAGUGUUCUAGUGACCUGACUGUGGAAAAAGCUUUAACUAGUUUCAUGGACAGCAAAAAGUUGUGCACAGUUUGCAACCGUACACUUGUUUUGAGUGUGUACGGGACUUCAACUUUCAUCACCCUGGAGGGGCAAGAGGACAGCGAUGCCGCAGAGAAACCGUGGAAGUGUGCAGACUGCGGAAAGGGAUUCACAUGUCCGUCAAAGUUGGAAACUCAUCGACGCACUCACACCGGGGAGAGGCCGUUCACCUGCUCAGUGUGUGGGAAGGAAUUCUCUCAGUCCUCCAACCUGGCGUUGCACCAGCGGGUCCACACUGGAGAGAAGCCGUACAGCUGCUCUUUGUGCGGGAAGAGAUUCACGCAGUCAUACAACCUGGCAUUACACCGGCGAGUGCACACCGGGGAGAGGCCAUUCACCUGCUCCGUGUGUGGGAAAGGAUUCAUUAAUUCAUCCAACUUGGUGUCACACCAGCGAGUUCACACUGAGGAGAAGCCAUUCAGCUGUACCUCCUGUGGAAUGAGCUUCAGGCUUUCAUCCACUCUGCUGAAGCACCAGCGAGUGCACACUGAGGAGAAACCAUUCAGCUGCACUGACUGUGGUAAAAGCUUCAGGCAUUCGGGCAGCCUCACUGUACACCAGCGCAUUCACACGGGGGAGAGGCCAUUCACCUGCGCUGCAUGUGGGAAGGGAUUCACUGAUUCGUGCCAACUGUUAAGACACCAGCGAGUUCACACUGGGGAGAGGCCUUUUGUCUGCUCGGAGUGUGGGAAGGGAUUCAUUGAUUCAUCCCAACUGCUAAAACAUCAACGAGUUCACAAAUGACUGUGGUUCAAACUCUACUGUUAUCACAUCCAUUCUUACAGUUGGGUAUGUUUCUCCUGGUGUUAUCUCUUAACUGGGCUGGAGGUUAACACCCUGAAUCUACAACUGAUGGUGUUCUCAGCACUGCAGUGUCCCACUGUAACUGUCCCUCUCAUCCUGCACUGAUCUUUGAUACAAGCUUUAUGAUUCAAUGUUUGAAACGUUCCGCUGAUUAACAUCUCCAGUGAUCCGGUGCGGAUCAAUCCUUGCUGACAAUUCUUACUGACCUGGCCAUUCCAUGCAAUGGUUCCUCCGUUGUCCAUGGUGAAGAAAAUUAGUGGGAAUUUGGGGAGAAUCGAGUCCUCAAGUGUUACCCUGCCAUCUGGUAAAGAAACCGAGAAAUUGGAGGCAGAUCCAAGCAAAAUAAUGGACUGUAAGAAAUCAGUCUCUCUUAACUUAUGGGAGCUCAAAAAAUGCUUUGAGUCUUGUACAAAUAGGUCUCCUUCGCUCUGUCACAAUCUGAUGAGGAAAGCUUCUACAGCUGCUUUCUGGCUGACAGACACACGUUAUACCUGUUACCUCUGCCCAGGACUUGUCUCCAGCACAGGCUCUAAAACCAGACAGUUUUAACUCUGGACACAUGCAAACUGUGUGAACAUUAAAGCAAGCUCAAGAGAGGAAAGGAAAGAGAAUUCGAAUUAAUUCAGUUUUGCCCCCACUAUUUAACUGUUCAGAGAAAACACCAGCAACAGAAGCCAGCACACACACACACUGCAUUAUCCUUGGGGACCAAUCAACCAUUCUUACCUGUGAAGGCUAUAAGCGUUUUCUGACUGUUUAGCUUAUGCAUUGUAUUUAAACUCUUGCCUCUCAAAAACCUCUUUUAAUAUCAGUAAUGAGUUUGACACCCCUCAGCCCCUGCGCCAGUAAUUUUGGGCUCUGGACCUAAAUUUACAAGUGGUGCUGCAAUUGGGGUCGUAGUGGCCCAGAUCAUAAUCUUGAGAAGCAGUGUUCUGAGGUAACUGCGAACAGAGAAGUUCUUAAGUGAAGCCAGGGUAUACAAUGAUGUUGGCAUGUUAUAAGAAAUGGAAAAUAACCUGUCGGUUAUAGGUGAGUGCGAUGGGAGUUAUGAGUAAACACUCAGUAGGCUUUCUAAGGAGUUCAAGAAUCAAAAGUAAGAUUUGACUUGGGUCUAAAAUCAGUUGGUCUGUGUUUUGUCUUAAAUUUCUUUCUGGGAUGUGGUGAAUCACUGGAAAGACUAAUGUUUAUUGCCUAUUCCUAGUUCAUAGAAUCCCUACAGUGUGGAAACAGGUCCUUCGGGCCAACGAGUCCACACUGAC
Molecule: messenger RNA, 3568 nt
Organism: Chiloscyllium plagiosum (whitespotted bambooshark)
Lineage: Eukaryota; Metazoa; Chordata; Chondrichthyes; Orectolobiformes; Hemiscylliidae
Source: RefSeq, a predicted model, not a curated record